GCGCGCACAGGUGUUCACCACAGGUGGAUGGUGAGGAAAUGUGCGUCCUGUAAAACGAGUUCAGCUCUUCCCUGCCGUUAUUUGAGCUCAAUCACUCAUACAGCUUAGGUAUGGCUCACAACUGCGUGGGGAAGUGUGCGCCGUUAUUUUUCCUAGCCAUCGCUUUUGACGUCUGCGGUUUAAUAGUUAUUUUAGUUGGUAUUUUCGCCGAUCUAAAGUUGGACGGUCACUUCUACGGUGAUUUCCUAAUCUACACUGGUGCACUCAUCAUUUUCCUCAGUCUGGCUUGGUGGAUUUUGUGGUACACGGGCAACAUAAAGGUUUACUCUGAGGACUUUGAUAAAAGCACCCUGGACAAUUUUGCGCACUGGGCAAGAAAGUUGUCGGAACCGCUCUCGAAGAGCAAGAUUAAAACUCUGGAAGCUGGGGAGAAGUGCAAGUGGAAUGGAAAGGAAUCAGUGAACGGAACGGUUCCUGAUCAAACUCUAUCACGAAUUACGUGUGAACACAGCAGCAGCCUGACGGGACACGACAAUCUAGGAUAUGACCGAAGUUUUGACCACCAGCCUACAGAGAAAACGGUGGAGUUGGGGAUUCUGAAUAAUUCUGAGGUGUUGCAGAGCAUUAUGGAUGGAAAAGUGGUUAGGCUUCUCUGACACACAGUUGGUAGGUGAUCUCUGGUUCUCCGUUUUUGAAGAAAGUAUGCCUCGCUCCUCCCCAAGAGCUGCUUUUUAAAUCCAUACAAGACUGUAAACCUUUUCGCCUAUAUGAACUAAAGACACUUUAAAUAUAGAAGACUACUUUCAUUCAGGGAGAGGCCCCGCGCUGAAGCAAUCUCCGGGCCCUGCGCAAAGGAUAGAAAUGUCUGUGAAUUUUACUUGUAAAUGGAUAAAUAACUAGAUUAUUUUAUGUCCUGAAUUUUACAUGGUCUGUUUUGAAGAUGUUUUUUUUUUGAAAAUAAUAACGCCAUUUCUCUGGGUUCUUAAUCAGACAUCUGUGACUGGAUAGCUCACACAACAACAAAGAUAUUGGAUUCCACUUCUGCUGGAAGUAGGUGUUAUUCAGACAAAUUGAGGUUCCAGAAAGAGAGAAUUAAUUAGAUAAUUAUAAUAUUCUAAAUCCAUUUGAGGGACAUCAACAAAUCAAAACAACUUCCAAAGCUCAGAUCCUUUAUUCAUGUUUGUGUCUGGUUAGCAGAUCAAUGCUACAUACCUAUCCGACUGGUCUGUUUGGGGUGUGUUGAUUGCACUAAGCUGUCUGUCUGCCACUGGUUAUACUGAUGACAUAUUCCCUACACACACACACUGAGACGGUAUAGAAUGUAUCAUGUAGAACAGAUAAGACUGUCUGUUCUAUUCAUUAUAUUUCUAUAUGCAACAUCCUGAACCUAGCUGAAUACACACCGGCAUAAGGACUAUCUCCAUUCCAGAAACUGCCUUGUCACCUGUAAAAAAAUUAAAAAAAUACAUCUUUACAAACAUUCUCAUGCCUCUACCGAACAUGAACACUCCCCAACAUUUAAAUCCACCUGUAAGGGUCUAGGAUAAACACCUAAUGUGGUUAUGUUAAGGACAGAUGUCCAAAACCCCACGGUAAGGUGGUAGAAGAAUGUUUCACCUCUUGUCUUGUCAUCAUUAGUGAGACAUAAACACGUCUCCCCUUGACUGCAGUCCUGCUGUAGGAACUAUGUGAUGUUUGAUGGCUCCAGCUCAUUGGAAUGUACCAGGGUCUUUAAAACGCAUCCUCUUCCUUGCUUCCUCUUAAUUCAGUCUGAAGCACUGUAGUGUAUGGUAGAUUACCUGAACAACCUACACUCAGCACCUGUACAGACACUCAGCACCUGUACAGACACUCAGCACCUCUACCUACACUCAGCACCUCUACCUACACUCAGCACCUGUACAGACACUCAGCACCUCUACCUACACUCAGCACCUGUACAGACACUCAGCACCUCUACCUACACUCAGCACCUGUACAGACACUCAGCACCUAUACAGACAUUCAGCACCUGUACCAACACUCAGCACCUGUACAGACACUCAGCACCUGUACAGACACUCAGCACCUGUACCUACACUCAGCACCUGUACAGACACUCAGCACCUCUACCUACACUCAGCACCUCUACCUACACUCAGCACCUGUACAGACACUCAGCACCUGUACCGACACUCAGCGCCUGUACCUGUACCAACACUCAGCACCUGUACCUGUACCAAGACUCAGCACCUGUACUUGUACCUACACUCAGCACUUGUACCUGUACCAACACUCAGCACCUGAACCGACACUCAGCACCUGUACCUUUACCGACACUCAGUACCUGUACCUACACUCAGCACCUGUACCAACACUCAGCACCUGUACCAACACUCAGCACCUCUACCUACACUCAGCACCUCUACCUACACUCAGCACCUGUACAGACACUCAGCACCUGUACCGACACUCAGCACCUGUACCGACACUCAGCACCUGUACCUGUACCUGUACCAACACUCAGCACCUGUACCUGUACCAAGACUCAGCACCUGUACUUGUACCUACACUCAGCACUUGUACCUGUACCAACACUCAGUACCUGUACCAACACUCAGUACCUGUACCAACACUCAGCACCUGAACCGACACUCAGCACCUGUACCUUUAACGACACUCAGUACCUGUACCUACACUCAGCACCUGUACCAACACUCAGCACCUGUACCGACACUCAGCACCUGUACAGACACUCAGCACCUGUACAGACACUCAGCACCUGUACCGACACUCAGCACCUGUACCGACACUCAGCACCUGUACCUGUACCUACACUCAGAACCUGUACCUGUACUGACACUCAGCACCUGUACCUACACUCAGAACUUGUACCUGUACCGACACUCAGCACCUGUACCUACACUCAGCAUCUGUACCUGAACCUACACUCAGAACUUGUACCUGUACCGACACUCAGCACCUGUACCUACACUCAGCACCUGUACCUGUACCUACACUCAGAACUUGUACCUGUACCGACACUCAGCACCUGUACCAACACUCAGCACCUGUACCGACACUCAGCACCUGUACCGACACUCAGCACCUGUACCGACACUCAGCACCUGUACCGACACUCAGCACCUGUACCUACAUUCAGCACCUGUACCUGUCCAAACACUCAGCACCUGAACCGACACUCAGCACCUGUACCGACACUCAGCACCUGUACCUGUACCUACAUUCAGCACCUGUACCUGUACCAACACUCAGCACCUGUACCGACACUCAGCACCUGUACCGACACUCAGCUGGAUUCGCUGCCUUCUCUUCUUCACAUCCAUCUUCCUGGACGCUACAGGCCUCAUUCUGUUCUUCCUGGGCAUCUUUGCUCCCUUCAGCUUCUGGGACCUCUUGGUCUUCUCCAGAACCAUCAUCAUGUUUCUCAGCCUGAAUUUCUGGUACGUGGGCAACCUGAAGGUGGACGACUUCCUGCCCAAGUGACCCUCUACUUCUGGGGCUUAGAGAGAUACGGUGGUAGAGGUGAGGACUGGUGAUGUGGGUCUAGAAUGGGCAUGGAGUGAAAAUGUAGUAAUUACAACAUAACGUUUUGAAGACAGAGAAUCCACCCUGAACAUCAAUUGUGUCUUUCUAUAAUCUAGGGUACCAGUGAGGAUUUCCUAGACUGGACAACUUGUUACAGCUGUUGAUAAAGCCAGGUGUACAAUACACUACUUUUGCCUCUCGCAUGAAACAACAGUCUUUCCUGUAAUUUUUUAAUGCUUGGAGCAAAUCCAACACAACACAUCACUGAGCAACUGCCUCCUUAUUUUCAAGCAAAGUAGUGGUUGCAUCAUAGUAUGAGUAUGCUUGACAUCGGCAAAUACUGGGGUGCUUUACACCAAAGAAAUGGGGUGGAGCUUUACACUAGACACUGGGAGAUGAAUUCACCUUUCAGCAGGACAAUAACCUACAACACAAGGCCAAAUCUACACUGGAGUUGCUUACCAGAUGGCAGUUAGUGUUCCUGAGUGGCCAAGUUACAGUUUUGACUUAAAUCUGCUUGAAAAUCUAUGGCAAGACUUCAACAUUGCUGUCUAGUCAUGAUCCCCAACAUCUUGACAUAGCUUGAAGAAUUAUGAAAAUAAUAUUGGCUAAUAUUGCACAAUCCAGGUGUGUAAAGCUCUUUGAGACUUACCCAGGAAGACUCCCAUCUGUAAUGACUCUUAGAGCCUUA
This is a messenger RNA of Oncorhynchus kisutch (coho salmon), 4219 nucleotides long. Its product is annotated as flocculation protein FLO11-like. Bases 1788 to 3539 code for a protein of 583 amino acids. The record is from RefSeq and is a predicted model, not a curated record. Lineage: Eukaryota; Metazoa; Chordata; Actinopteri; Salmoniformes; Salmonidae. The transcript is spliced from 2 exons.